Messenger RNA from Cyprinus carpio (common carp), 3366 nucleotides. RefSeq names its product chromodomain Y-like protein. The transcript has 7 exons. Gene Ontology annotation, cellular component: nucleus. Gene Ontology annotation, molecular function: transcription corepressor activity. Lineage: Eukaryota; Metazoa; Chordata; Actinopteri; Cypriniformes; Cyprinidae. The record is from RefSeq and is a predicted model, not a curated record. The coding region runs from base 351 to 2111 and encodes 586 amino acids.
GCGUUCGAUUGAGACUUCCUGUGUGGUGGGAGAGCUGAGAGCAGGCGAGCGAGUAAUCAGCACUGCCUACAGACUAGUUUACGGCAACGCUCUCUGAAAUUGCCGCCUGGACCGACAAAAGUACUCGUUUGGACUUAAUCGGGAAUGAAACGCGUUAUUCUAACUAUAAUGUUGUCGGAUAGACGUUGAGUGCGAGAACUAGACCGCAAAGAGAUCCUCGGUGCGGGUCAAGCACAUCUCACCCGACCAACUGAAAAAGGAGGAGAGGCCAAAAAAAAGACAACUGCAACUGGAGGAAAAAAGUGUCUACAAUCCUCACGGAUUGCCACAACGUUGAAGAUUAUCGUGACAUGAUGGCUACGGAGGAACUCUACGAGGUGGAGAGAAUAGUAGGCAAACGUAAGAACAAAAAGGGCAAGACUGAGUACCUGGUCCGCUGGAGAGGCUACGGCUUUGAGGGAGACACCUGGGAGCCGGAGAAUCACCUGUCCAGCUGUGUCGAGUUCAUCCAUGAAUUUAAUCGGCAACGCAGCGAGAAGCAGAAAGAUGGAAGUUUACUUCGUUCCACACGCAGCUCUCCCAGCACAGCCGGAGGCAACACUAGUAUCAACGCCCGCAAACAAAUCAGCAGGCCUCAGCAGUCCUCAGCGAGUCCUAGCACAGCGAAGACCUCUCCACCCACCCCGAGCACACCCUCCACAAAACGGCUUCAGCCAGCACAACAUUCUCCGCACAACAGCGAUGCGAAGAGUAAGCGUUCGGCUGGCGUGAGUAGCAUCGGCAGCGGCACUGCCGUGAUGAGCACAGUCACUGACACGGCUCCGGCGGCAGCGCUGACAGCUGCUCCCACUGUGAGUGCGCUGCGGCGUAGUAUGGACCUGGCUAAAUCUGGCAUCAAAAUCCUAGUGCCCAAGAGCCCAAUGAACAGCCGCACUGACACAGAGGAGUCUCCCAGUGAGGCGGCACACAGUCUGGAGCAGGGAGGCCAAGAGCCAGAUGCUGUGCCCCCUGAAGUGGCCUUGCUGGAGAAACCCCCCGGAGCUGUACGUGUACCGGGAGAGGAACGGGCUCGUAUGGGCACAAGGCCCAGGACGCAAACGACCCUUCCGCCACCACAGAUUCCCAUCACCCCUGCUGCCGUCCGCACGUUAAACGGGAAAGGAGUGACUACCCUCAUAGAGGCCUCAUCUGCAAAUGGAACAGCCAUUACACAGAGUGGUGCAGCAGGAGGGAUGAGCAGCUCAGGGCUGACAGGCAAAAGGCGUUUUGAGGACCGUGCAACUUUCGACAAGCGUCUGCGCGUCAGUGUUCGUCAAACUGAGAGUGCUUACCGCUACAGGGACAUUGUAGUUAAGAAACAAGAUGGUUUUACACACAUUCUGUUUUCUACGAAGACCUCUGAGAACAACUCGCUGAAUCCUGACGUAAUGAAAGAGGUUCAGAGUGCCAUGGCCACAGCUGCAGCUGAUGACAGUAAACUUGUUCUAUUGAGUGCCGUGGGAAACGUCUUCUGCUUUGGCCUUGACUUCAUCUACUUUAUUAGGCGGCUCACGGAUGAUAGGAAAAAAGAAAGCAUCAAAAUGGCAGAGACAAUCAGAACUUUCGUCAACACAUUCAUCCAGUUCAAGAAGCCCAUCAUUGCUGCAGUGAAUGGGCCUGCUAUUGGGCUUGGAGCUUCUAUCUUGCCCCUGUGUGAUGUCAUCUGGGCCAAUGAGAAGGCUUGGUUCCAGACUCCUUACACAAUCUUUGGCCAAACCCCAGACGCCUGCUCCUCUGUAACAUUCCCUCUCAUCAUAUUAAACUCAUCGGCUAAUGAAAUGCUACUGAGUGGGAGGAAGUUGACAGCUCAGGAGGCUUGUGCCAAAGGACUCGUGUCCCAGGUUCUGUGGCCAGGGACCUUCACACAGGAAGUCAUGGCCCGUAUUAAGGAGCUAGUAUCUUGUAAUUCAGUUGUUCUACGUGAGUCCAAAGCACUGGUGAGGAACAUUAACCGGGCCGCCCUGGAGCAGGCCAACGAGAGGGAAUGUGAGGCACUUAAGAGGGUCUGGGGCUCUCCUCAGGGCAUGGACUCCAUACUUCAAUAUCUCCAGAAGAAAAUCGAUGAAUUCUAAGUCAGUUAAAUGUCCUACGGGUGUCACAACCUCCAUCCUCAAGUGCCUGAUGUUAUUUAAACAAAGUUUGCCAGUGGUUACUUUUUUAGUAGGAUUAUGAUGGAACUCCCUAAAAGAGAAAGACUGGCGUGGUCAAACCCGCACUUCAUCUUCGUCCAGGACGUAUUUCCUUUUCCUAGUCUCAUUCUGCAACACUUGAUAAUGACUUUAAUGCAAAGUUGUGAUAAAUCUUGCACUGUGCAGAAGGACAAAUUGCCUUGAUAUAUGUAAAUUCCUGUCAUCUUUCUGCUCAAUCUCUUGUAUCAGGACUAAAGUAAUGAAUUGCUUUGUCACAGAUUUGGGCUACUUUUCGAAGCACCACCUAUGCAGGCUGAUUGAGAAAAGAUGGAUAAUGUCAGUGUAAUUUAAGAAAGGGAUGCGUGAGAUUUGAAUGAGUUGAAUUUUGCGCUCGUCUUAGUUUGGUUAUCGCUACACUAACAGACUGUAAUUAGAAUCAAGUCUUUAGUUAGUAGCAGGCUUUUCUUCAGUCGGUACUUUAUUUAUUCAGCAACUAUAAGGCAUCUCAAGCCUCGUUCACCUCGAAUAUUCAGGCAAAUCUUGCUGGCAUUUAUAUCGGCCAGCCCUUUGAAGUAAUUUUUAUGAAUGGAUACAGUUAAAUCAAGAAGAGCAGACAUUGAAGCCAAUAAAAAUUACACCAUUUAGUAUCAGUGCUGUUAAAUAGAGUUUAAAGCUACUAAUGCAUUAAAGGAAAAGCACAUUGAAUUUCCGACUUGCAUGAUAACGAUCAAGUGAACAAAAUGAAUACUUAAGUACAUGUGGAUUUGCAAGAUGCUGGCUUAGUGGGAAUUAACAGUUAUUUGUAUCAAAGUUACAUUUUGUACGUUUUGCUGGCUUCAUUUUAAAAGUUUUCUACUUCGAAUUUCAUUUGUAUGUUCUUGGCAUACAAACUGUUUGCUUUGGAGUAACAUGCCACCAAAUAAUUUUGAUGUAAAUGUUGUUGACACAAUAAUUCUAAUUUAAUAACUUAUGACAUUAUGUAAUUGAAUGGGGUGUGUUCCUCGUGAGUCCAUAAAGGAUGCUGGUGUUUUAAAUCAUCUGCAUCCUUUUGUUUCUGCUGGUUCAAACAGACUGGACUGCUGUAUCAUCAGAAGAGCCCUGGAACCAUCGCUAAGGGAAGAUUCUACUGAAAUCCACCCCGAACAUCUGUAGUGACUUGCUAGUAUGCACUGUUAUUAAAUAGAAUGGCUUUCUUUCA